Molecule: messenger RNA, 1289 nt
Organism: Vollenhovia emeryi
Lineage: Eukaryota; Metazoa; Arthropoda; Insecta; Hymenoptera; Formicidae
Gene: Cpr100A
Product: extensin
Exons: 3
Coding region: 185-943 (252 amino acids)
Cellular component (GO): chitin-based extracellular matrix
Molecular function (GO): structural constituent of chitin-based larval cuticle
Source: RefSeq, a predicted model, not a curated record
UAGAAACUUGCACAGAAAUUGUUCGCAGGGCGUGGUGAUGUGAUCCGGGACUGGGACGCGCGGGUUGCCAUCAAGGCCUCUUCGCCGGGUCGCCCUGAGCCAACUCGUAUAAAACGCCCCUCUCAUCGGUUUCUGGGAGCACUGUUGCGCUUCUCGCUGCCUAAGGAUCCAUUAUUCCCUCAACAUGCCCGUCGCAGUCAUUAUUCUGUUGGGUAUCGUCGUGGGUGUCUCCAGUCAAGAGUCUUAUUACCAAUCGCCGCAUCGUGCGGCGAUUUUAAGCGACGCGCGUUACCUCGCGGGUGAUGGCACAUUCGGUGCCGCCUACUCCCAAGAAGACGGAGUGGAAUUUAAGGAGGAGAGCGACGUAGAGGGCAAUCGACGUGGAUCAUACUCGUACAUCGAUCCAACCGGACAAAGGCGCACGGUGACUUACACGGCGGGGAAGAACGGCUUCCAAGCGACCGGGGACCACAUUCCCAGCGCACCCCCGCCGGUGCCACCGCAGCCGGAGUAUGUACCGCUGGCGCAAUAUAAUCCGCCGGAUUACCAACCCCCGAGUUACGCACCGCCAACCCCUCAGCAAUACCCACGGCGCUAUCAACCGGAUUACGAACCGCAACCUGUCGUUUAUCAACCGCAGCCUCCGCCGCAGCCUCGGCCGCAGUACCAGUACCAGGAUCGGCCGCAGCCUCGGCCGCAGUACCAGUACCAGGAUCGGCCGCAGCCACCGCCGUCGCCGCCCCGCUAUCAUUAUCCCACGGAGCUACAAAGUAUACCCUCGUACGCGCCGCCGAGGCCGCGCUAUCAGCCCCAAUUCCGCCCCGCGCCGCCGCAGCACAACGCGAUAACGGAACCGGCGGCGCCCCGGAAUUUUUAUCCGCCGGGGAAGCUCAGCUUCAAUCGGACCCCCGACGGCUUCUCCUACUCGUUCAGCAAGAGUUGAGUGGCACGCGAGUUCACGGUGUGACGUGUCCGCGGUGAGAUUAACAAAGGUUUUGAUUUAACAAAGAGCGUAAUUUCGAGUCUUCAGAGAACACGAUCCGCAGUUAAUCGAAAUAGCCAAGUAACAGAAAGUAAAAACGUGGCUCGGUGUCGAAAAAAUUAAUAACCGAAAGAAUCCUGCGCGAAAAUCCGCCAUUUUCUCCAAAAUCAUAGCCGUACAAUUUAUUUUUGUUUUAAAUUUAUUUUACGCUUAAUGCGCUUGGAUUGUUAUACUAAUUAUUAUUGCAUCUUUUAAUAUUAAUAUCAUUCGCCGUGUCAACGCAUUGUUAGUAAAGUAAAAUUAAAAU